AUGUCGACCUCGACCUCUUCCUUCUCUUCGUCUAUCCAGCCCUCUCAUGGAGUGGCGGCCUUCGUUGGGGGCCAGGAGCACAUCUCGAGGACCUCCUUCGGGGACCACGAUAAGAAACCGACUGCCUUCGAGGCCACCGACGUCCCUCCCGACAGCGACGGACCCCGACGAGACGUGUCCGGAGACGUCUUGGACGAUGGCCUGCGACGAGGUCUGAAAGGCAGACAUUUUGUCAUUAUCGCGCUCGGUAGUAUCAUCGGACCCGGCACCUUCUACGGCAUCGGCUAUGCUAUCUUCUUGUCUGGUCCGCUGGGAGCAUUGCUCGGCUUCAUCAUCGUUGGUAUUUCCGUCUGGUUCCUGAUGCAGAGUGUCGGCGAGAUUACCACUUUGUUCCCCAUCCACGGUGGAUUCGUUGAGCACGCCGGCCGCUUCGUCGAUCCGGCAUUAAGCUUUGCCAUGUCCUGGCUGUACUACAUCAUGUGGAGCGUCUUCCUUGCAGCAGACUGGAACUCCGCCAUUCUGAUCCUCCGCUACUGGGUCCCGGAAUCGACGUUCCCAUCCUACGGCUGGGCCUUGAUCUUCUGGGCCGUCUUCUCCGUCAUCACCCUUCUCGGGGUCAGCGUCUAUGGAGAGCUCGAGUACUUCUUCGGCAUGUUCAAGUUCCUGUCCUUGAUCAUCCUCUUCAUCUUGUCCAUCGUGGCCAACGUGGGUGGAUUCGGGGGCGACUAUGUCGGGUUCAGAUACUGGAAGAAGCCAACAGGUCCCAUCAUCCACGGCAUCGACGGGUUCGGCCAGGUCUUUGUCUUAGCGGCCGCGUACUACGUCGGCACCGAGAUCAUUUCUCUCGCUGCUGGCGAGUCGCGGAAUCCCAAGAAGGAUGUCCCAAGAGCCAUCAACUCUGUGGUGUACCGCAUCCUCGUGGUCUAUGUCGGGAUGCCGUUCUUCCAAGGCUUGAUCUGCCCGUCUAACUCGCCAGAUCUUCUGAAUGCAGACUCGGUGGUUGCAUCGUCUCCCUUCACCAUUGGUUUCGUCGACGGCGGGUGGAAGACAGCCGGCCACUUCGUCAACGCCCUGAUCACCGUGGCUUUCAUCUCGGCCGCCAACGGUGUCGUUUACGUCCAGUCUCGCACCAUCUACUCUCUGGCCCUGACCAAACGGGCACCCAAGAUUUUUGCAAAGACAACGUCACGUGGGGUUCCAUGGGUCGCCAUCCUCACCUCCAAUCUCUGGGGCUUCCUCUGCCUAAUGAACCGCAAACUGACGGCGGGCCAAGUGUUUUCGUACAUGACCAGCGUGGGAGGCACGGCGGCCUAUAUUGCUUGGGCCGGCAUCAUCUUCACCCACCUGCGCGUCCGGGCCGCGGCCAAUAAGCAGCAGAUCGACGUCAAGACGUUCCCCUACAAGGCCUGGGGCAGCAUCUGGCUGUACCGCGCCAACUUUGUCUUCAACAUCUUCCUGCUCUUCAUCCAGGGCUACACCGUCUUCAAGCAUCCUUUCAACUGGAGGUCCUUCAUCGCCUGCUACAUCACAAUCCCCACCUUCUUCAUCCUGUUCUUCGGCUACAAGUACUACUUCAAGACCCAUUGGGUUCGCUUGCACGAAGUCGACUUCUCGGACCGCAGAGAAUGGAUUGCCCCUGCGCUGGACGGCGUCAAGGAUCGCCGGUCGCUGAAGCGGAAGCUCUGGGAUCUGUUCAAGGAUUGA
This is a messenger RNA of Capronia epimyces CBS 606.96, 1704 nucleotides long. RefSeq lists its product as uncharacterized. The record is from RefSeq and is a predicted model, not a curated record. Gene Ontology annotation, cellular component: membrane. Lineage: Eukaryota; Fungi; Ascomycota; Eurotiomycetes; Chaetothyriales; Herpotrichiellaceae. Bases 1 to 1704 code for a protein of 567 amino acids. Gene Ontology annotation, molecular function: amino acid transmembrane transporter activity. Gene Ontology annotation, biological process: amino acid transmembrane transport. The transcript is spliced from 8 exons.